UCAACCUGUACAUCCACUUCAGGAACAGGGUUAGUAAUGAAGCACGCAAUUAUUAUUUUUUUCCAACCAAACAAGGGCAACAUCUAUGCCUAUGAUAAAGAUUUAGUUUCUCGAGACAAGAAGAUUCAUGGUUGCGAUGUCUGGUUCAUCUUGUGUCACUUGUCUUGAGGGUGUCUCGCAAACCGCUUGGAAGCUCUUGGCGGGGGUCUUGCGAACACCAUUUUCCACACAAGUAGAUGAGCAAGAGCCUCCUGAUGAUCCGAACUUCGAUUGGGGGCCGAAUAUAAUUGGUGCCUCGGUUCCCAAGUUGAAGGGCCCCAAUCCAGACAAUGCCAGUGUACGACUAUCUUCAUCUUCGACGCUUCUAGAAGAAGAAGUGUUGAAAAGUGUGGUAGGAGGAGCGGACAGUAAUAUCAAUGCAGUGAAUAUGUUGGAGCGACGGUGUCUGGAGUACAUCUACGCACGUCGUCGCAAGCGUCGGAAGGUGGGUAAUUCACAAGAUGAGGAUGAUCUUGUUGAAAGAAACAACUUCAUCUACCCCGACCACGGGGGGAAAGAGGAGGACCAGCAGGCACACCAACUCCCACAAGACAUGGCCAUUGUGAAGAAUAUUCUGUUAAGGCUGUACCUAACACAUCUUUGGCCGCAUGCUUGAAACGUAUGGAGGGGUAUCUCAAGUGAAUACUCCCUCGUACUUUUGUUCAAGGGUGCACUUGAAAGAUGAAUUGCGGACAGCUCUAAUUCUGUUUGAGUUACCUUGUAGUUGUACGUCUUCCUCCACACACAACGCGUCUUCUACGUUCUUAGAGGGGGACAGGGACUAUGAGGAAGAGGAUGCAACAAGGUCAGCACCAUGCUGGGAAUGGAUCGACUCGUAUUAUCUGAAAUGGGAAAUUGAGGAGAUCGAAGACUAUCUCAUCGACUUGAUGAAAGAUAACACUGAAGAAACUCAGGAUGCACUCCGCACACUCCUGGAUUUAUGAUCAUGUGUUUUAUUUUCUCUGUCAGAAUACCAGAACCAUUCAAUAGAUAGAAUCGCCUGCAGAUUGUUCCGAAGUGGAAACUUUUUACUAAAUAGAUAAAGUUCAUAGAUUCGCCUGCAGACCCUCCCGAAGCGGGAUUUUCAGGAAGGGCCGACGGAGAACGAUUGGUAUAACGUGGACGAUCCGGUUGUGAUUAAACAGCGAGGCGUUCGCCUCCUCAUAUCAGACUGUCUGUCACUUGAACAACGAAUCACCCAAUACGUUCUAUCGCCUUCGGAGUCAAGUAGUUUGUUUAUGUUGGGUUGUAGUCUGUUUGUGGUUUGCUUCCAUUUGUUGUAGUAGAUUGAUGCAUGUGGGUGCAUCGAGUUGAGUAGUUUUACGAAGAGAGAAGUAAAACAAGUGGCUCUAUCUUCUAUUAGAAGGACUUCGUUCUAGAUGUAGUUAUACAUAAGUAGACAAAAAAUGUAUAAAUGUCGACAACAAGAAGAAGUGCUCUUGAGUAGGGUUUCUUCUUAUACUUGCGAUCGAGCGUAACGGAUUGGAACGGGAGCUCUACCUGAAGAACGUGAUGACCGAGUGGGAUGCCACUUCACAGACACAAUUACUCGCAUGGCAUCGAGACCUGUGUGAUGCUGUGUGGUCGAAGAUAACGAAAAGACGUUUUGUGGUCGGAGAUAAUGAUAAGAAUCUUGCGAAAUUCCACGAGUUGCUGUUCUCCAGGUAUGUUUUCUUCAGCACUGGAAGACAUACGACGCUGAAAGACAUACUGGCCUCAAUAGUAGAUGAAGUGCAGUUCUUGCUACCGCACAUGAAAGGGAUCGACACGCAGUUUCGUGAGUACCUGCUGGAGCUCUGGGUACACCUUACCGGAGAAAACUUCGUCGAAGAUAAUGUUGAAAUAAGGAGGAGCUUUUUUCCUGGUGUAGCCGGUUGUACUUACCGCAAGAAAGCGACGCAAAGGCAUGCAAUCGCAGAAGAGCUCUUCGGAAUAGCAGAGUUUAUCAGGAAUUUUUAUAGUAGUAGUUCUAUUGCUUCUACAAGAACUGCUUCGGCUACUUCUAACAGGAGCAGCAUUUCUUCUAUAUUUAAUAUUACUGAAGCACUUCCAAAAACAUCAACACUUGUCGAGAAGAUGAAGGGGUGUUACGAUUCGCUGGGGGACCAGCCGCGAGUGUCGGCGCUGAUCUCCACUGUAGACCAAAAGCUUUCGCUAGCAAAGCAACGCGGAGACUCGCUGGAAGUCCGCAAAAAGUUUUUCCAGCAGCUAGUCUUGAAGUACCAUCCAGACAAGAACCAAGAAUACCCUGAAAAUGUUUCAAAAAAAGUGUUUCAACACCUGCAGAAUAUAAAAGAAAUCUUCCUUAGACCAGACUGAUUGUGAUUGUAGUUAGGACCAAGGGGAGAGGUCCCACGAC
Messenger RNA from Amoebophrya sp. A25, 2398 nucleotides. The record is from the annotation of a GenBank genome assembly. Lineage: Eukaryota; Dinophyceae; Syndiniales; Amoebophryaceae.